Molecule: messenger RNA, 860 nt
Organism: Penaeus vannamei (Pacific white shrimp)
Lineage: Eukaryota; Metazoa; Arthropoda; Malacostraca; Decapoda; Penaeidae
Source: RefSeq, a predicted model, not a curated record
AUAGGGGCUUUGGCGGCUGCUUAUAUAGCGAGUGAAAACUAGAGGGAAGCGCAGCCGGUAAGUGUCGUUCUCGGGACAUGAGAGGUCUACAAGCGUAACAGUGCUCGCGGGGGUGGUGGCAGCCUCCCUCGGGUCGCCCCUGGCAGGAUGGACGCCCGAUUCUCCGGUCAACGCAGACGAACUCGGACCUUUCAAUGGCAGCGACAUGGAAGGACCGCUGCCACCAUUUAAGAACGGGCUGGUGGAUGAGAAGUACCGCUGGGCCGGAUGCUACGGUCAUUUAUGAGAUUGCUGGAGACUUCACGGCUGAUGACCUGACCACCAUCCAGACGGCCAUGGACUACUUCUACGACCGAACUAGUGGCUGCAUCAAGUUCAAGGAACGCACCAAUGAAGACGACUAUGUCAGGAUCACCAGCGAUGACUCCGGCUGCCACAGCAGCGUAGGGCGGAAGGGCGGCCGCCAGAGCAUGAAUCUGGAGAGCCCGAACUGCCUGAAGAGGAUCGGGACGGUGGAGCACGAGAUGCUGCACACGCUGGGCUUCCACCACGAGCAGUCCCGCUUCGACCGCGAUGAUUACGUCACCAUCAUGUGGGAGAACAUCAGCAGCGGCCAUGAGCACAACUUCGCGACGUACCCCGAGGACGUGGCCACAGGGUUUGGGGAACCGUACGACUAUGGCUCCGUCUUGCAUUACUCCAGGAAGUCCUUUUCCGCUAAUGGCGAAGACACCAUCGUCCCGGCGGACCCGAACGCUGAGAUCGGCCAGCGUGAAGCCCGAGCGAUAUCGACGUGGCCAAGCUCAUGAAAAUGUACAAGUGUGGAGAGAAAAAGUAAAAACCAAAUGCAACGACUGUAA